This is a messenger RNA of Syngnathoides biaculeatus (alligator pipefish), 3819 nucleotides long. RefSeq names its product bMERB domain-containing protein 1-like. The record is from RefSeq and is a predicted model, not a curated record. Gene Ontology annotation, biological process: negative regulation of microtubule depolymerization. The coding region runs from base 427 to 1056 and encodes 209 amino acids. NCBI's taxonomy places the organism in Eukaryota, Metazoa, Chordata, Actinopteri, Syngnathiformes, Syngnathidae. Gene Ontology annotation, cellular component: cytoplasm; microtubule cytoskeleton; membrane. The transcript has 4 exons.
GUCUUCUUCCGCCUGCGUUCACACAUCAUCCCGCCCCAAAAGAAGACAGAGCCAAUCCAAAUCCAAUAUGGGCCCGGAGAACGCAGAUAAACGCGCCCGCCCCAAAUUCCCAAUGUCUCGCUGUUCUGCGACCAAGUACUGGAUCCCAUCAACGCUUAAAUCCCAUGUAUCCUUAUAUCUGUCUAAUUUGUGAGCCUUUUCCUUCGGAUGUACUGUGUUGUUCUCGUGCCGGGAAGCUCACCGCGUAGACAUGACGUGCGUCAUUUGUCUCGUCCUGACCGAAUAACAUUGCGGGAAUGGUACCACACCGUCUUCUUGCAUUUUGGCGUUGAUGAGAGCCAUUUGCAUCCAUGAUGCGAGUUAAGUGUGGCGCCGUCUUUACGGUUAUCGCAAAUUAUCGAUUGUGUUCAAUGUAGGGCUCCAGUCAUGAUAAAACACGUCCGUCGGUUCCCUUGGGUCACAAACGUUACGUUGUACGGUUGCCUGUUCGCGGGAGGGGACUUUGUUCACCAGUGGUUUUCUCAACGGGACCGAAUGGACUGGAGCCACACGCGGAACGUCGCCGUGGUCGCGUUCAGUUUCCAUGGCAACUUCAAUUUCUUCUGGAUGCGCUUUCUGGAGCGCAGAUUCCCGGGGAAUUCCGCCGCGAUGGUGCUGAGGAAGCUGGUCCUGGAUCAGACCGCUGCCGCUCCCUUGGCCACCAGCGUCUUCUACACGGGUGUCAGUUUUUUGGAGGGCAAAGAUGAUAUCAUGGAAGACUGGAGAGACAAAUUCUUUAACACCUACAAGACUGGGCUAAUGUUCUGGCCCUUCAUGCAGUUUAUAAACUUUGCCUUGGUCCCUCCGUACGUUCGGACCACCUUCAGCGGCUGUUGUGCCUUCAUCUGGGCCACCUUCUUGUGUUUUUCGCGUCAGAGUGGCGACGGCACCGCCGGUGCUGCCCUCGCCUGGAUGUUCCCCUCCAAGGAGCAUGGAAACGAGAAGACAGACGAGGUGAAAAGCAAAGUACUUGCUUCUCAAGAUGGAGUGGUAAAUCCUUCGUCCAAACAUAAAUGAAUUAUACAGAAGAAGAAAAAGAAGAAGAAGAAAGUGAGAGCCAUGGAGGUUCAUGAGUCACUCAGGGGUAAAUGUUGGUCACAUUUUGUCAGGGUCAUCGUGAUUUAUAAGCUUAAAAUCUGCAGCAGUAUAAGGCACAACUGGAAAGUGAUAAAUGAAUAAACAUCAUGGUGUCAAUAGAGUAGCAUUCAUAUUCCAGCUUCUGCAUUGUAUCUGAUACACUGGUGUACCUAAUGUUGUGGCCAGUAAGUGGACAGUUAGAAGGUGCUUCUCAGUCAGUACUGCUUUCAGGACAGGAACCGUUUGUUACUCAUGUAUUGUCUUCCAGAGCACACUUAACACUCACCUUUGAGCUCAUAUCAGGUCCGUGAGGAUUGUCAGUCUCAUCCAGGUUUUUUUUUUUUUCCCCAAGGAAGUUCGAAUCAAGGCCGAGGUCAACUUGGUUGGUGAUACUUGAAGACGUUUCACAAUCCGCUCAUUCAAUCCGUUUAUUGUGAGUGGCUGGAAUAUAUAAUAUAACGUAAAUUGGGAUGGAAAAUACAGACGUAUGCACCAAGGGGAGAAUAUGGCCCAUAUUGAAUGUGUAACUGGUGGUAGCUAGACUUCUCAACUCCAAGGGAGCCCGCAAAACAAGUUCUUUACAUGAGCUUAUAUAGGCGGUCACUAAGGAAACAUGAAUUUGUUGAGCCACGGAAAAUGAAAACUUGGAAAGGUGAAAGUGUGUUGAAAUAGUCGGUGCUUAUAUUAGUGCAUUAGUGGUACUGCUGACACAAUAGGAUCAUUUGUGAUAUUUCCUCAUUACAAACAGACGUUAUUGAGGCUGCUUGAAAACAAUAAUUCACUGAGCGACGACAGUAUAUAUUGGUACAAAAAGCCUACAGAUGCCUGUUCAAAUGCCACAUUUUUGUGAAAUAAAAAUUAUUUCAAAAUGUUUUCGACCAUUCAUCUGACCUAUAAUCUCCACAACUAAAUUGGAAACAAAACUUAAAUAUUUUACAGCGGGAAAGUAAAAAGACAGCGUGGGUGCUCGUGUGUUCUAACCAUCUUAUAAUUUAACCAAUCACAUUUAAACUCAUGUUAAAUCAGAGUCAGCGCACACCUGCUGCCAUGGAACACGCGUCUGAUUAACCCAAAAUAAAAAUGCUGUUCUAGUAGUCCAUCCAUCAUCCAAGGCACUUAUCCUCACAAGGGUCACAGGAGAGCUGGAACCUAUCCCAGCUAGCUUUGGGAGAAAUGUGGACUACUUCCUGAACUGGUCAACAGUCAGUCACAGGGCACAUAUCGACAUGACCACUGAGCGGGAAUCGAUCCCAUGAAAGUCAGGCGUGUGUACCACUACACCGUUCGUGUUUUAGUAGUGUUUUUCUGUCAUAUUUGUAGUCGCACCAUACAGCGCAGGGCAACGUGCUACACCCGCAGAGACCCUCCACAGCAUCGGAGGUACCUCAUUGUUCAAAGGUAUCAGUCAGGAGAAUUCAUACAAAAGAAUUUGCAAGUCAUGAAAUAUAAAUAUUUAAAUUUUUGUGGAUGGGAAACAUUUAAAUGCAGCACAGUAACAGAACUGGUAAAGCGUUGGCCUCACAGUUCUGAGAUCACAGGUUCAAUCCCGGACCCGCCUGUGUGGAGUUUGCAUGUUCUUCCCGUGCCUGUGUGGGUUUUCUCCGGGCACUCCGAUUUCCUCCCAUAUUCCAAAAACAUGCAACAUUAAUUGGACACUCUAAAUUGCCCGUAGGUCUGAUUGUGAGUGCGACUGUUGUCUGUCUCCAUGUGGCCUUCGAUUGGCUGGCUACCAGUUCAGGGUGUAUCCUGCCUCUUGCCCGUUGACAGCUGGGAUAGGCUCCAGCACUCCCCAUGACCCUCGUGAGGAUAGGCGGUGAAUAUAUCGUACAACUCAACACGGUGAAGGCAAUCAUUAUCCAGUGGUGAAAAUACAGCGAGACAGUAACAUUGUCAAGAACUCGACGUCCCUCCAAAAAUGCUGAAAAGUUGAGAAGGAAACUGAUUAGGGAGGCUACCAAAAGCAUGAUGGCAAAAAAAAAAGAAAAUAAUAAUAAUCAGUACGUUGUAGUGAUUAUGUGCCACAUUAAUGGUAGAUGACAAAAGCCUGGCAUUUGAGCAGGGAUAUGAAGACUUUUUGUAUCCAUUGUUUUUGAUUUGAAGGAUGUUUACAUUCAUUCACAACCGGGUACAAUCAUGUAGGCAUCGUGUGUGUGUACACUAUAUAUAGUUUUUUCUCAUCUUACCAUACUUGAAUUUGUCAAAACCAUACUUUUUGUGAUAUGUGAACGUAAAAAUAUCGUCUUUGCACCAUCUCCUCACUUCCUGCACAUUAAUUCAUUGAACAUGCCUCCAUAUUGGUUUCAUCGCAUGCUGUUAGUUUGACAUUGAGACAUCUUUAUUUGUACAAAAACUACUCACAACUCUUAGUAUAUGCAAACAGCAACCUCUGUUUUGUUUUUUGUUUUGUUUUUUAAUUUUGAGGCAAGAGCCACUGCACUCGGGGGUUUAGUCUGAUAUCACUGGAAGUAUACUUGUGUGAUUGUUUUGGUUUGCCAUGAAGGAACACCUAUAAUGAUACUGUUGAUUGAUGAUUGUGUUGUUACUUUUAUUAAUGAAUUCAUCUUGAGACAGAACCUUUCAACGGCACUGGAAUUUCAAUUUUUGAAAGUACUUGCAGCAUUGGUUUUGAUGCGACAAAGAAUUUUUAUCAUGUAAUGUGGUCUUUUAUCAGAUUUGACACUAUCCAACUUAUUGUGACUGUGA